AUGAAAGAAAAUUUUCAAAAAACUUAUGACCAUGAUUCAGUAUUUUCUGAGUUUUCUGAAGAUACUUUUAAUAGUGAAAUUCCUAAUGUUGAACUUAACGAAGGUGAUACUUAUUCUUCUGAAGAAACUUUUAUUAUAGCAGUUAAAACAUGUGCAAAACAACAAGGCUUUCAAGUUCGUUUAGGAAAAAUUGAGAAGAAUGCUAUGGGUCAAAUACGUAAAAGAACAAUAGUUUGUAAUAGAGAAGGUUUUCCUGACAAAAAUUUAAACGAUCUAAAUAAAAGAAACUGCAUUUCACAACGUUGUAAUUGUGAAUUUAGAGUUCGUGCUUCACUUAAUUCCAGUAAUGGACUUUGGUACCUAAUUUCUGUACAAUUAGAACACAACCAUUCUAUGGUUUCUGGAAUUUUUCACAAAUUUAUGUCUGAAGAAAAGAUAAUUCCAAUUGAAGUUCAAGAAAGAAUUUUACUUCUUCGUCGUGUUGGUUGUAAUGUUCCUACAAUUCGAGCAAUACUGAAAGAAGAAUUUUCAGACAUUGAAUUGGAACAUCUCAAAUCUCAAGACAAUGAAUUUUGUUAUGAAGUUUUAAUAGAUCCUGAAACAAAUGAAUUUAGGCAAGCAAUUUGGAUGUUUCCUGAACAGAGAAUAAACUAUUGCCGCUUUUAUGAUGUAGUUAUUUUUGACAAUACCUACAAAACUAAUAGGUUUGGAAUGCCAUUUGGCAUUUUUACUGAGGUUAAUAAUUAUGGCCAAAUAUUUCUAACUGAUGAAGAUCAAGCUAUUAUUAAAGCAGUAGAUCUUAUUUUUCAGCCGCAUGGAACAAAACAUGCUUUGUGUUUAUGGUAUCUCAUGAAAAAUGUGGUUAAAAACUUAAACGGUAUUUUAGGAUUUAAAUGGGUGGAAUUUAUAAAGUUUUUUUAUCAAUGUAUUAAUAAUUAUGAUGAAAAUGAUUUUUUGAAAAAAUGGGAACAAUUAAAAACAAAUUAUCCAUCAACUACCAAGUACUUAAGAAAAAUGGAUAAAAAUUUAACCCGUUGGGCACCAUGUUAUAACAAGCAAAUAUUUAUGGCAGAUAUGUCUACAACACAAAGGGGUGAAUCUAUGAACAGUUUAAUGAGAGGUUAUAUGGAUGCUACAACAUCUUUAAUAAAUUUCUUAAAAGCAUUUGAAUCAGCAUUAGAACAGAGAAAGGAGGAUGCAGAUUUGGCAAAAUUUUGUGAAGAUAAUAAAGUUGUUUCAUUAUUAACAGCAAAAGAAAUUCCUUACCAUUUAUUUCCUAUAAGAUGGCAAAAAGAUCCUGAUGAUAACAUAUUAGUUAAAAUGUACAAAACAUUUUAUAAUAAUACUGAAGAAAUAGGAAUACAUGGUCAAAUAAAAGCUAAACCCGAAACAGCAAAAAAUUUCUAUUUUUUGCUCGAUAAAUCAGUGAAAGAGGAAAUUUCUCUUUAUGCUUCAGAAAAAACAUCUCAAAAUAAUGAAAAAAUUAAAAAUCCAGCAACAUUGAAAUCAAAAGGGCGUGUUUCAAAAAGAAGAAUUAAAAGCCAGCUUGAAACUGCUAAACCUUCUAAAAGACCUGCAUUAACAUUACAUCAACAAAACAUAUCUCAGACAAGUGAAGUUAAAAAACCAGAAGAAAAAGCAAAUAAUUCUCAAACUCAGCAAAGCCAAAAUAAGAAAUAG
This is a messenger RNA of Funneliformis caledonium, 1680 nucleotides long. Lineage: Eukaryota; Fungi; Glomeromycota; Glomeromycetes; Glomerales; Glomeraceae. The record is from the annotation of a GenBank genome assembly.